Myotis myotis is the source of this 3948-nucleotide messenger RNA. Its product is annotated as H(+)/Cl(-) exchange transporter 3-like. The record is from RefSeq and is a predicted model, not a curated record. Gene Ontology annotation, cellular component: early endosome; Golgi apparatus; membrane. Gene Ontology annotation, biological process: chloride transport; transmembrane transport. Lineage: Eukaryota; Metazoa; Chordata; Mammalia; Chiroptera; Vespertilionidae. Gene Ontology annotation, molecular function: voltage-gated chloride channel activity.
CACAAAGAAGCAUAAAAAACCCCAAUAUACUCAACAAUCAAGCAAACAACAACAAAACAACAGAGAGAGAGAGAAAAUUGGAUAGUGAAGAAAGAUAAGGGAGAGAUGUAUAUGGAUUUAGGGCAGGGAAUUGGAAAUUGGAUAUAUAAGUAGAGUGAAAUUUUGACGGGGUAAAAAGAAGGAAUAGGGAAAAUCUAAAGCAGGAAUGGGGUAAAAGAAACAGGGCAACAAAAGGGGGAAAUUGAGGUAGAGAGUUUCGGCAUAAAGGUAACGUUGAGGUAGAGAAAAAUGAUGCUAAAGGAAAGAUGAAAAUAGAAUGUAGAACACUAAUCCCAAAAUAUAAUAAAGAAAAAAUAAAAUGAGAGAGUCCCGGCGGCUGCUGCAAGCCUCGGAGAGAGGGCUGCCUUCGAGUUCUGACCGAGGCCAGACAGUCCCGCUUCUCCCGUUUGAGUCGAUUGAGAGCGGCAGCCGCGCCCUCCACCGCCAGCUGCUCCGCACGCGCUCCGCACCUGAGUGUUUCACUUCAGCACUGUGCCCCCUCUGAGUCUGGGAACUCAUUACACAAUGACAAAUGGAGGCAGCAUUAACAGUUCUACACAUUUACUGGAUCUUUUGGAUGAACCAAUUCCAGGCGUUGGUACAUAUGAUGAUUUCCAUACUAUUGAUUGGGUCCAGGAGAAAUGUAAAGACAGAGAAAGGCAUAGACGGAUCAACAGCAAAAAGAAAGAAUCAGCAUGGGAAAUGACGAAAAGCUUGUACGAUGCGUGGUCAGGAUGGCUAGUGGUAACACUGACAGGAUUGGCAUCCGGGGCAUUGGCUGGAUUAAUAGACAUUGCUGCUGAUUGGAUGACUGACCUCAAGGAAGGCAUUUGCUUUAAUGCUUUGUGGUACAACCAUGAACAGUGUUGUUGGGGAUCUAUUGAAACAACAUUUGAGGAGAGGGAUAAAUGUCCACAGUGGAAAACAUGGGCAGAGUUAAUUAUAGGUCAAGCAGAGGGUCCUGGUUCUUACAUCAUGAACUACAUAAUGUACAUCUUCUGGGCCUUGAGUUUUGCCUUUCUUGCUGUUUCUUUGAUAAAGGUAUUUGCUCCAUAUGCCUGUGGCUCUGGAAUUCCAGAGAUUAAAACUAUUUUGAGUGGAUUCAUCAUCAGAGGUUACUUGGGAAAAUGGACUUUAAUGAUUAAAACCAUCACAUUAGUACUGGCUGUGGCAGGAUUGAGUUUAGGAAAAGAAGGUCCCCUGGUACAUGUUGCCUGUUGUUGUGGAAAUAUUUUUUCUUACCUCUUUCCAAAGUAUAGCACAAAUGAAGCUAAAAAAAGGGAGGUGCUCUCAGCUGCCUCAGCUGCAGGUGUUUCUGUGGCCUUUGGUGCACCGAUUGGAGGAGUUCUUUUUAGCCUGGAAGAGGUUAGCUAUUAUUUUCCUCUUAAAACUUUAUGGAGAUCAUUUUUUGCUGCUUUAGUUGCUGCAUUUGUUUUGAGAUCCAUUAAUCCAUUUGGUAAUAGCCGUCUGGUCCUUUUUUAUGUGGAGUAUCAUACACCAUGGUACCUUUUUGAACUGUUUCCUUUUAUUCUCCUCGGGGUAUUUGGAGGGCUUUGGGGAGCCUUUUUCAUUAGGGCAAAUAUAGCUUGGUGUUGUCGACGCAAAUCCACCAAAUUUGGAAAGUAUCCUGUCCUUGAAGUCAUUAUUGUUGCAGCCAUCACUGCUGUGAUAGCUUUCCCUAAUCCAUAUACUAGGCUCAACACCAGUGAACUGAUUAGAGAGCUUUUUACAGACUGUGGGCCCCUGGAAUCCUCUUCUCUUUGUGACUACAGAAAUGACAUGAAUGCCAGCAAAAUUGUUGAUGAUAUUCCUGAUCGUCCAGCAGGCGUCGGAGUAUAUUCAGCUAUAUGGCAGUUAUGCUUAGCACUCAUAUUUAAAAUCAUAAUGACAGUAUUCAUUUUUGGUAUCAAGGUUCCGUCAGGCUUGUUCAUCCCCAGCAUGGCCAUCGGAGCGAUUGCAGGGAGGAUUGUGGGCAUUGCAGUGGAGCAGCUUGCAUAUUAUCACCAUGACUGGUUUAUCUUUAAGAAGUAGUGUGAGGUUGGGGCUGACUGCAUUACUCCUGGCCUCUAUGCCAUGGUUGGUGCUGCCGCAUGCUUAGGUGGAGUGACAAGGAUGACCGUCUCCCUGGUGGUUAUUGUUUUUGAGCUUACUGGAGGCCUGGGAUAUAUUGUCCCCCUUAUGGCUGCAGUAAUGACCAGUAAAUGGGUUGGAGACGCCUUUGGUAGGGAAGGCAUUUAUGAAGCGCACAUUCGGUUAAAUGGAUACCCUUUCUUGGAUGCAAAAGAAGAAUUCACUCAUACCACCCUGGCUGCUGAUGUCAUGAGACCUCGAAGGAAUGAUCCUCCCUUAGCUGUCCUGACACAAGAUAACAUGACAGUGGAUGACAUAGAAAACAUGAUUAAUGAAACAAGCUACAAUGGCUUUCCUGUCAUAAUGUCAAAAGAACCUCAGAGAUUAGUAGGAUUUGCCCUCAGAAGAGACCUGACAAUUGCAAUAGAAAGUGCCAGAAAGAAACAAGAAGGUAUCGUGGGCAGCUCUCAUGUGUGCUUUGCACAGCACACCCCGUCUCUGCCAGCAGAAAGUCCGCGGCCCUUGAAGCUUCGCAGCAUUCUUGACAUGAGCCCUUUCACAGUGAUGGACCACACCCCCAUGGAGAUCGUGGUGGAUAUUUUCCGAAAGCUGGGCCUGAGGCAGUGCCUUGUAACUCACAAUGGGAUUGUCUUGGGGAUCAUCACAAAGAAGAACAUAUUAGAGCAUCUCGAGCAACUAAAGCAGCACGUCGAACCCUUGGCGCCUCCUUGGCAUUAUAACAAAAAAAGAUAUCCUCCGUCAUAUGGCCCAGACGGCAAACCAAGACCCCGCUUCGGUAAUGUUCAACUGAACCCCGUAGAUGAGGACAGAGAGGAGGCAGAAGAGGAAGUUCAUUUGUUGAAUAGCACAACUCUGUAACCUGAGGGAGUCGUCUACCUAUAGUUCUCCUUUAAACAAAAAAAGAAAGAAAAAGAAAAUAUAAAAGCCAGGGUUUUGCAACAUGCUUUGCAAAUAAUGCUGGUGGAACAGAGGAAUUGUUUGGGGGAGGGAAAGGAGAGAGAAGGAAAUGAGUGAGGUAUUUCCCCGUCUAAGGAGAGCAGCCAACCACCUCCUGUCAUUCUGCACUGGAUGCGUUCAACUGAGGAUGUGCCAUGAAAGUGCAGACUUGAGCCCCAAAGGAGAGGGCCCUGGAGCCCUGGAGCACCCGGCCUGUUACUCCAACAUCGCAAAGACGUGUUAUCAGUCCCCGUUUCUGGAGGGGUUACUUUGAAUUGAGCCAUCUAUAAGACUGCAGGUCUUGCCCUUUUUUAAUCAAAACUGUUCUGUUUAAUUCAUGAAUUGUAUAGUUAAGCAUUACCUUUUUACAUUCCAGAAGAGCUUCUCUCUCUUUCUCUCUCUGUAACAAAGCCUCUUUAAAUUGGUGUGCCCUUUUGAAGCAAUCCUUUCUCAUAUUGAGAUGUACUGUGAUUUUACUGAGGUUUCAUCACAAGAAGGGAGUGUUUCUUAUGCCACUAACCAUGUAGUUUUUUUUACCAUCACUGAAUGCUUGGAGCCGACACAUGCACCAUAACAAAGGCCGAUCAAACAGGUACAAUCUUGAAUGAAGCAUGAAUGAGAUCUCUCAGCUUUGUGCUGUGUGGUUCAGGAUCUUUUUGUUUUUCCCCCUCUCAGAUUUUACGGAUAAUGUGACCUGGUCUUAUGCAUAUUUUCUAUUUCUAAAACUGCUAUGAAAUACAAGUACUGUUCAGCAUAAGGAAGCACCGUGCUACUGCUCUGACAGUAAAGAGAAGUAACUAUUCUGUUUAGCUAUAUCUGGAAUUAACUGCAUGUUUAAACACUGGAAUUUUUUUCUUCUUCUUGAAAUUAGAUCAGUAAUUU